This is a messenger RNA of Fopius arisanus, 6152 nucleotides long. Its product is annotated as mitogen-activated protein kinase kinase kinase 10. The record is from RefSeq and is a predicted model, not a curated record. Gene Ontology annotation, biological process: signal transduction; protein phosphorylation. Bases 1047 to 4640 code for a protein of 1197 amino acids. Lineage: Eukaryota; Metazoa; Arthropoda; Insecta; Hymenoptera; Braconidae. The transcript has 10 exons. Gene Ontology annotation, cellular component: cytoplasm. Gene Ontology annotation, molecular function: protein binding; ATP binding; protein kinase activity.
UUGGUGGGGCCCGUGUCAAAUCUCGUGAAAAUCAAACAUGGCGUCAGCUAGGUUAUCACCGUGAAGUGAUGGUGUUGGACAUUGAAUAAUCAUUGAUUAUCUCAAAUUUAUGUGGAUUAUUAUCAUCAGCGAUUGUCUAACGUCAAGUGUUGCGUCCCCCAAAAGACAUCAUCAUAUUGAAUAACCAAUAAUCCCAACAGGCUCACCUCCAACUCCCGGUGAUCGGCGUGCAAACGCCAUCGUAAACAGUGGUUUUACUCGAGCAUUCACUAGUUCCAUUUUUUUUUCUCUUUAUUAAUUCUUCAACUUUUUCUUCAACUGACUCCUUAACUUGCAAAGUAUAUAAAAGACAGGGAGGGUGUGUUGCUCGAAAAUAUGGAUAUUGUUUAAACAUUGGAGAGGUGGAGUUUAUUUGGCUUGAAUGGGUUGAAAGGGUGGUUGAUUGUUGAUGUGUGGAUGUGGAGUGAGGGUUGAGAUUGUUUCCUCGUGGAAGGAAGGGUUCGAGCAAGUUAUUGUAAGAGGCUACCGGUUUGUCGAUAAUUCAUAUUGUCAUAGAUACACGGAGACUUUGACUUUUGACAAAUAGUGUGGAGUUUAGUGUACUUUAAAGAUACUUUUUAAUGUGAUGUGUUUUUUUUUAUUGUCUUAUUAUUGUCGAAGUUAAGUGAUUGGUGGAAUUUUGAGAGGUUUUGUUUUAGACGGUUAAUGAAAAAUAUGAAUAUGAAAAAUGUCAUGUCAAGAUUUGUAAAAUUUUCAUUAGAAUAAUUAAUUGGCGUGAUAGUAGGAGCCCAGUAUUGCUGAGGAUGGAGGUGAAGGUGGCUUUUAAAUGACUUUUUAAAAAAAGGUUUGGUGAGUUUAUAAUAAAAAUAAAAAUAGAAAGAGUAAGAGGAAGAGGAAGAGGAAGAGGAAGAGGAAGAAAGAUGAUGAGAGUGAAGAUGGUAGAGUUAUAAUAAUAAAAUAGAUAAGUUGAGGUUGAAGGAAAGUUGAAAGAAAUCUAGAGGGAAUAGGAGGAUCAUAAGUUAGGCUGUUAUAGAAGUGUCAGACAUAUGCCGCCAGCCGGGCUAUCGGCUAAAGGCUUGUCUACCUUGAUGGACCACGGACAACCAGAUGCUCGUCAUCGGAGCGAGCGGUUUCUUCUCCAUCCCGAGAAUGGCGCCUCAAAGCCAAAUACACCGAGUACAGCUGCAUCUUCACCCAGAUAUCAUAACACUCACAAUAGGGACCCUAUUUACGGUUAUUCGUACGAUCGGACAUCAUCAUCUAACAAUAUGUCUGAUAGCAGCAUGUCAGAUACACACAGUGGUGGUACAGCAAGGACUGUGUCUCAACAGACAAGUCCUUCACACGCCACCCACUCCUCAUCCCACUCUAGGCAAGAAAAAUCAUCGGUGAUUGUCACAGUAAUGUGGAAAUACAUUGCACAGAGUGAGGAUGAAUUGACACUUGAACCAGGUGAGCAGGUCGAAGUGCUGUCCAAGGAUUCGAAAAUAUCCGGCGACGAGGGCUGGUGGACUGGUAAAAUUUGCGGAAAAGUUGGCAUCUUCCCAGCUAAUUUUGUUAUUGCAACUGAUCGAAUAUCCAUAUUCGAUCAUGUACAACCCAUGGAGAUUGAUUUUGAGGAGUUGCAGUUGGAGGAAGUUAUCGGAGUUGGGGGCUUUGGAAAAGUUUACAGGGGAUAUUGGAGAAAGAAAGAGGUAGCCGUGAAGGCUGCACGUCAGGACCCCAACGAAGAGCCGAGCGUCACUCUAGAAAAUGUUCUUCAAGAAGCAAAGCGCUUCUGGCUUUUGAAACAUGAAAAUAUCGUACAACUGGAAGGUGUCUCACUGAAAACCCCUAAUAUGUGUCUUGUAAUGGAGUAUGCACGAGGUGGAAGUCUAAACAGAGUGCUAAGCGGUCGAAAAAUUCCUCCUGAUGUGUUAGUCGAUUGGGCAAUUCAGAUCGCUCGAGGCAUGAAUUAUCUUCACAAUGAAGGACCCAGUCGACUUAUCCACAGGGAUUUAAAAAGUUCAAACGUUUUAGUAAGUGAGCCCAUUGAGAAUGAUGAUCUUCAUUGUAAAACACUGAAAAUCACAGACUUUGGACUUGCUAGAGAAGUUGAUAAGACAACGAGAAUGUCUGCAGCGGGAACGUUUGCAUGGAUGGCACCAGAAGUCAUCAUACAAAAUACUUUUAGUACAGCUAGUGAUGUUUGGAGCUAUGGAGUUCUUCUCUGGGAGCUUUUAACUGGUGAAACACCUUACAAAGGGAUCAAUGCACUUGCUGUAGCUUACGGUGUGGCUGUCAACAAAUUGACCCUGCCUAUUCCUUCGACGUGUCCACAGCCUUGGAAAUAUUUAAUGCAGGCUUGUUGGUCUUGUGAUAGCCACGGUAGACCAGAUUUCACUGAAAUUCUCGAGGCACUUGAUGAUGUGAGAAGUGCUUUUGCUGCCACUCCCCAUGAGUCCUUCCACACUAUGCAGGAAAAUUGGAGAUUAGAGAUCGAAGAAGUUCUCCAUGGAUUGCGCAUGAAGGAAAAGGAACUGCGCUGUAGAGAGGAAGAACUGACCAAGGCUCAAGUACAACAACGACAGCAAGAGGAAAAUUUGAGGCAGCGUGAGGAGGAACUGGCAGCUCGAGAAAUUGAUUUGCUUGAACGAGAGAUAACGGUGAUGAUGAUUCAGCAGCAGAGCACACCGACACCUAAUAAAAGAAGAGGCAAAUUUAAAAAGUCUAGAUUGAAACUCAAUAAAAAAGAACCAGGAAGCAAUAUAAGUGCACCUUCAGACUUCCGGCACACCAUAACAGUUCAGCACACGGCGUUGGAGCGCAAGAAUCGGAAUCCUUCUCGUCCCAACAGUCCACCAGGCUCACCCUGCAUACCUCGAUUGCGUGCUAUUGCCUUACCGGCAGACGGAGUUAAGGGUAAAACUUGGGGUCCAUCAACACUCCAUCAACGUGAGCGCGGUGCGAUAAUCACCCAACCACCCAAUCCAGCAUCUCCCGGUGGUAAAAGAUGGUCACGUUCAGCGCCAGAUCUUGAAAAGACACCAUUACGAACGGCAUUACUGGCGAGCGCACAACGUUCCCCGCUGCUCCAAGAAAUAGGUCUUUCCGAGGAAAAUAUCCAUUCUACGCAUUAUUCGACGUUACCAUCGGAUAUAUGUACGGAGUGGAUGAAGACAGAUUAUCCAUUGAAAGGGGGUAUGACGGUACCGUAUAUCAUGCCAAUGCCAAUGCCAACGCUUUAUAAUGGAGAAGCUAAGAAACCAAAGCUAGGGGCCAUUGAGUUAUUGCUGUAUAACAUUGCUGCUAUGCUCGCAGGCGUAGCGACAGGCUUCGAUGUUAGAAUUACCAAUGUCUCACCAAUUCAUCCCAGAUUACAAGCGAAAAUUGGUGGCUGCGAGGAGGAGGAAACGGCAAAGUGGUGGAUCGAUAAUAAUGGCUCCAAUCGAAAUUCUGCCUAUUUGGCCGAUGACUAUGACUUCUCAUCCACCAGUGGAUAUCCACAUAAUACCUAUCAUGGACCUGCACGUCAUUAUAGGUACAGACCUUUUUUGAAUACAAUGGGGGGUAUAGCUCCAGGUCUCUCACUAAAUGUGGAAAAACCUCUUAGAUUCACCGACUCACCUCAGCAUUAUACCUGCAAUAGUACAACGAGUUCGAAGGUGCCGACACCAAGACCACGUAGAAAAAAUUCCAGUGCAAGUGUCAACGAGGAAGUCUAUUCGCCUGAAAUUGCUCGGGCAGAUCGAUUGGUUGAGAGAGUACCUACCAUUUACAUGGCAAAUGUACCAUCUUAUCCGGAGCUCGGUCCACCGGUUUACACCAUUGUGCCUCCCGAGUGGAAUAGUAGUAGUAGUAGACCAUCGGAUUCUCCCUAUUUUUUGCCUCCUGAGUAUCAUGAGAGAAUGAUUGAAUAUCCGGAGUUGCCUCACGCUUACGACAAUCCAAGUAGCUUGAACAGUUUCGUACGAGGUGGCUCACGAGCAUCUACUACUACCAGUACCACCACCGCCACCACGACAACCACCACCUACACCCACCAUCGAACCUCAUCCAACGUUUCUAAUACAAGUAAUUCGAGUAAUGUAAAUGCCACUUUUCACCUCGAGGACGAGUCUGAGUUUGUCCCUUAUUCCCCCAGCCACUAUUAUCAACGGCUGCCAAAUCCUCCAUGUACAAAUUUUGGAUACGUAACCCAGGAGUAUAGCCCCUACCCUCAACCUCCUUCCUUUCUCACUCGUCAAAACUCCCACGAAAUCAGUUCAAGCACAGAGAGAGAGAGGCCGAGUAAUCUCGAGGCAGUCACUAGAUUGCGAUCCAGUCUCAAAAAGUCACAAAAUUACACGUAUUCACCGAAUAAAAGCACAACUAAUAAUUAUCAUUCUGGAUCAGGUACUCCCACCAAUCAUACACCCCCUGACUCAUUAACUUCUGAGGACUCGAGUUAUGUAUCCGCUAAGGAUAAUCAGAUAUCGAGUAGUAGGGUAAGAUUUUCACCGGUGACAUUCGAUCGAGAAAUUCUGAGAAAUUCUGAUCACAUUGAUAUAGCUCAUACGCCUGGCCAGGAGACAAUCACUUCACCCCUUCAAACUAGUCGUCGCUUGUCUAGAAAUCGUAAACCUAGUAUUUCAGAUCUUGAUAGGGAAUUUUUAUCAUAGCACUGGCUCAUUUAAAUUUCGCUUCCCAAUUUUCUCACUCUUUUCCUUUUCUGUGGAGAUUAAUUUAACUGAUUCCCAAAAUUCGAGUCUAAAUGAAGUAGGUUUUUUUUUGUCACUUCAGCCGUGAAGCACUUAGUGUGUUUGUGUAAAAAAAAAAAUAAUAAUAAAUAGCCUGCGACGUCUGGAAUCAUAUGAAUUAGAAAGAUAAUUCAUUGUUAGACAAUCCAUGAAAGAGUGCGUCACGGACUGAGUGAUAAUGGAUAGUUCCGCAGAUUACAUAUGCUUAGACAAAUUUAUCAACACAAAACUUAAUUGUCAAUAAUAAAUCAAGCUUGUAUCAAUGUUUUCCGCUAAAUUUACCAAGUUCAACGAUCAAAAAACUUGAUUAUGGGAGAUUUAGUGUUUGACUUCACCAGAGCAAUUAUUUUGAUGCAAUAAUGGCAAGGGUUGCAACUUCUAUUCUCAAGAUAAAAUAGUGGUGGUGUGGCUUCCUCUCACUUGUAUUUUUUUUUGUAGAUUGUUGGUACAACUUUGAUCAGAUUGACUCGAAUAAAUACAGAGUUAUUGAGCUUUCUCAUUAUCAUUAUCAAGUGGCAUUUUGGUAAUGAGACAAAAUCUAGAGCUGGAUUAUUUAAUAUGGAUGAAAGCCAAAAAGGGGGUAUUUUUUUGAGGAUUGAUCCGAUGAAGAGUUGUAUGGCGACUGCAAUACAUCCUUAAAAAGUUGAGAGUCGAAGAGAGGAAGUUAUUAUUUGAAAAAUGGGUUAAUGUACAAUGUACCAUUUAUUAAGACUUAUUAUUUUAUAGAUAUGUAAUAGACUGGAAAGUUGAAUGAGAAAGAAGAGUCCUCUUCCAAAUAAUCCAAAUAUUUGUACCAUUCGAAAGAACACUGCCUUCCUUAGGAAACUACUUAUUUUAUAAAUAAACUAAAGGAUAUUUGUAUUUCCAGUGAAAGUUCACCAUCUGAUCAUUCCAUUUGCAUUCUUAAAUAUUCUUGUUAAGGUAAUAAAAAAAAAGUCGCAUUAUAUAGUUUGUUUUUGAAAAGACCGCUGGAAGUAUAAGAAUUAUCAGUAUUUUCUAGUGCAUUCGAUGUACAUGAAAUAUACAUUCCGUAUUAUUAAUAAUACGUAAUCGAUUGAAGAGAGUUCAAUGGUGAUUGAUAAAUUUAGGUAACUUAGACUGGACCCUUGGAAACUUAUGUUUGGGGUUUUGUCCGUUUUAAAAUGAUACAAUUAGGAAAUAGAAAAUUUUUAUAGUGAUUAAAUAUGAUAUUCUGCGGUGCUAGCUAUCACAUAUGUACUUACUCAAUUACCAGACGUGAAGAAAAUUGUGUGUGUGAUAAUGGAUUAUUUUCCACAGAUUGAAUAAAUUAGUAGGUUUAUAUAUUAUACUUUCGGCCGCUAAUUGCAUACAUUAUUAUUAUUAUUAUUAUUAUAUAAGGUGACGUACUUAACAUCUAAAAUGUUAAAACUAGCCCAAGUUGUAUUUAUUUAAUUAGUUAGCUAUAGGAUAUUU